CUUUGGGAUUCGCAAAAUAAAAACCAUCUCCACCCUCAACACAGAAGAGAAACACAAAGCUUCAAACUUCAAACUCCAAACACCAAACCCUCCUUAUGUUCAGCUCCUCACCUCUCUUCUCUCAUUUUCCCAGAAUCCCAUAUCGUCAUAUGGCCUAUGAGAAUUCUGGGGCAACUGUAACUGUAUAAGGAAUUGAAACCUUUGGGGCAUUAUGCAUGUCUGGCCCUGCGGCCAUUGACGGUAACUUGAGAGGAGCACGAGCUUUUUCAGACAGAACACAAUCUCUUGAUGUCAUUUCGGACAAAGACAGAGAGUUCUUACUAAAUAAUGGUGAGCCUGCUCAUAGUUCUGAACCUGCUGCAUUUAGAGUCACAGAGCUCUUACUUCCAAACAGCGAAACUUAUGCCGGACCACUGCUUGGUAACAUUCCCGAGGGUAAGGGAAAGUAUCUGUGGUCAGAUGGCUGUGUAUAUGAGGGUGAGUGGAGACGGGGGAUGAGACAUGGAAUCGGAAAGAUUUCAUGGCCUUCAGGUGCUGUUUAUGAGGGCGAAAUUUCAGGUGGAUAUAUGCAUGGUGCAGGGACAUACAUUGGAUCAGAUAACUUGAAUUAUAAGGGGCGAUGGAGGUUGAAUCUCAAACAUGGUUUGGGAUAUCAAGUUUAUCCUAAUGGUGAUAUCUUUGAAGGCUCUUGGAUCCAGGGAUUGCCGGAAGGGCCAGGUAAGUAUACAUGGCAACAUGGAAAUGUUUAUUUAGGAAACAUGAAAGGUGGGAAAAUGUCAGGGAAAGGAACUCUCACUUGGACAAAUGGGGACUCAUUUGAAGGCAGCUGGCUGAAUGGCAUGAUGCAUGGUUUUGGAGUAUACACAUGGAGUGAUGGAGGCUUCUAUGUUGGAACUUGGACUCGGGGCCUAAAGGAUGGGAAAGGAUCAUUUUAUCCCAGAGGCAGCAGACUUCCAGCAGUAGAAGAACUUUACCUCAAUGCUUUGAGGAAAAGAGGCCUCUUGCCAGAUUUGAGAAAGCAGAAGCUGCAAAACAAGUCACAUAUUCAUCAUGCUACUUCAGCAGAAUUGAAUAAUGUUAAGAUUGGGGAGAUCCAGGGAUCUCAUGCUUCUUCAGCUGAUAAGUUUUCCAAGAGAAAUCUUUUGAAUUUGGAACAAUCUCAUAAUAAAAAUGUUUCCUUAGAAAGGCGGUGGAGUCUUGAGGUAUCUAUAGAAAAAGUGAUCGCGCAUGAUUCAUCACUGACUGAAGGUGGAGAAAAUGAUGCUGAGGCAAACAUUCCAAUCUUGGAACGAGAAUAUAUGCAAGGUGUCUUAAUCAGCGAGCUGGUAAUAAAUAAUUCAUUCUCAUCAUCAACUAGAAGAGCAAAGCGGAGACAAAAGAAACUAGCAAAAGUGGUUAAGAGACCUGGUGAAGCAAUCAUUAAAGGUCACAGGAGUUAUGAUUUAAUGCUCAGUUUGCAGCUUGGUAUCAGGUAUACUGUUGGUAAGAUAACACCGAUACAAAGGAGAGAAGUUAGAGCAUCAGAUUUUGGUCCUCGGGCUAGUUUUUGGAUGAAUUUUCCAAGAGAAGGCUCCCAAUUGACACCACCUCAUCAGUCAGUAGAUUUUAGGUGGAAAGACUACUGUCCCAUGGUCUUCAGGAAUUUAAGAGAGAUGUUCAAAAUUGAUGCUGCUGACUACAUGAUGUCUAUUUGUGGAAAUGAUGCUCUCAGAGAACUUUCUUCUCCUGGAAAAAGUGGUAGCGUCUUUUUCCUAUCUCAAGAUGAUCGUUUCAUGAUCAAGACACUCAGGAAAUCUGAAGUUCAGGUUCUUCUACGGAUGCUUCCUAGUUAUCAUAAUCACGUAAAGACAUAUGAGAACACCCUCAUCACAAAAUUCUUUGGCCUCCACAGGAUUAAACCUUCAAGUGGUCAAAAGUUCCGAUUUGUAGUGAUGGGAAACAUGUUCUGCACAGAGUUAAGAAUACAUAGAAGAUUUGAUUUGAAAGGUUCAUCCCUGGGGCGUUCAGCAGAUAAGAUUGAAAUAGAUGAAAACACCACGCUAAAGGACUUGGAUUUGAACUACUGCUUUUAUUUGGAACCUUCUUGGCGGGAGUCUUUAUUGAAUCAGAUUGAGACUGACAGCAAAUUUCUCGAGGCACAACACAUAAUGGAUUAUAGUCUUCUCUUGGGUGUGCAUUAUCGAGCCCCUCAACAUCUGAGGUCUCUCAUGGCCUAUAACACAAGCACUAGAGCUGAUGGUUUGGGAAUGGUUGCAGAGGAAGAGGCUCUGGAGGACGAGAUCUACAACUACCCGCAAGGACUUGUCUUAAUCCCACGCGGAACAGAUGAUGGUAGUGUUGUUGCAGGCCCUCAUGUCAGAGGUAACCGAUUGAGAGCAUCAUCUGCUGGUUACGAGGAAGUGGAUCUUCUUUUACCUGGUACUGCAAGACUACAAGUUCAACUGGGUGUAAACAUGCCAUCAAGAGCAGAGCAGGUUAUGGAGAAUCAGGGAGACGAGCAAAUGUUUCAUGGAGUAUAUGAUGUUGUGCUAUAUCUUGGGAUCAUUGAUAUAUUGCAAGACUACAACAUGGGAAAGAAGAUUGAACAUGCAUACAAAUCUCUUCAGUUUGAUUCCUUAUCCAUCUCUGCGGUCGACCCUACAUUCUACUCCCGACGCUUCUUGGAAUUCAUUCAGAAGGUCUUCCCUCCCAAUGUUGCAUCAAGUUGAGGAAUAUUCAUUCAGAAGGUCUUCCCUCCUAAUGUUGCAUCAAGUUGAGGAAUCAGUAACCAACGCCGCAAUAAUUCACCAUCCCGAGUCAUCUGCAAUGUGGAUUUGGGAAGCAUCAUUUGUGUAUCAGGCUGAAUCAUCAGAGAAUGAUUUGGUUGAAUUGAACUAGUUCUCUGAUUCUGGUUUUGCUACUGUUUCUUAGUAUAUGUAACUGAAUCAUUUUUCCCAACUAUCACAUCUUGUUCAAUCAUUAAUUAUCCACCAACGAAAAAGAUGGAGAAAUCUUCACAUAAG
Molecule: messenger RNA, 3002 nt
Organism: Fragaria vesca subsp. vesca
Lineage: Eukaryota; Viridiplantae; Streptophyta; Magnoliopsida; Rosales; Rosaceae
Product: phosphatidylinositol 4-phosphate 5-kinase 9-like
Exons: 9
Coding region: 216-2708 (830 amino acids)
Biological process (GO): phosphatidylinositol metabolic process
Molecular function (GO): ATP binding; 1-phosphatidylinositol-4-phosphate 5-kinase activity
Source: RefSeq, a predicted model, not a curated record